AAAAAGAAGAGGCUCCAGGUUGACAAAUGGUGGGGGAACAGAAAGAAACUGGCUACCGUUCGGACUAUUUGUAGUCAUGUACAGAACAUGAUCAAGGGUGUUACACUAGGCUUCCAUUACAAGAUGAGGUCUGUGUAUGCUCACUUCCCCAUCAACGUCGUUAUCCAGGAGAAUGGGUCUCUUGUUGAAAUCCGAAAUUUCUUGGGUGAAAAAUACAUCCGCAGGGUUUGGAUGAGACCAGGUGUUGUUUGUUCAGUAUCUCAAGCCCAGAAAGAUGAAUUAAUCCUUGAAGGAAAUGACAUUGAGCUUGUUUCAAAUUCAGCGUCUUUGAUUCAGCAAGCCACAACAGUUAAAAACAAAGAUAUCAGGAAAUUUUUGGAUGGUAUCUAUGUCUCUGAAAAAGGAACUGUUCAGCAGGCUGAUGAAUAAGAUCUAAGAGUUAUCCAGCUACAGAAAGAAGAUGCCA
This is a messenger RNA of Pongo pygmaeus (Bornean orangutan), 466 nucleotides long. Its product is annotated as large ribosomal subunit protein uL6-like. NCBI's taxonomy places the organism in Eukaryota, Metazoa, Chordata, Mammalia, Primates, Hominidae. The transcript has a single exon. Gene Ontology annotation, molecular function: rRNA binding; structural constituent of ribosome. Gene Ontology annotation, cellular component: ribosome; cytosolic large ribosomal subunit. Gene Ontology annotation, biological process: cytoplasmic translation. The record is from RefSeq and is a predicted model, not a curated record. The annotation marks the transcript as partial.